This is a messenger RNA of Phytophthora infestans T30-4, 708 nucleotides long. RefSeq lists its product as uncharacterized. The record is from RefSeq and is a predicted model, not a curated record. The transcript is spliced from 4 exons. Gene Ontology annotation, biological process: proteolysis. The coding region runs from base 1 to 708 and encodes 235 amino acids. Lineage: Eukaryota; Oomycota; Peronosporomycetes; Peronosporales; Peronosporaceae. Gene Ontology annotation, molecular function: cysteine-type peptidase activity.
AUGGUUAAUCAUGGACGCAAACGCGCCCGCAUCUACGAGUAUCUUCUCGCGAGAGGAGAGCACUUGGUUAAGAAAGACGUGGACAACUUGGUCCAGCGUUUUAAGAGCGAGGGUCGUGGUGGGAUUGACGAUGACGAUGCUGUAGCGCAGGCUCUCGCUGUAUUUGCCGCACAAGAUGGUAACGUUGUUACGGUGGAUGAGACUGACGCGGGUCACUCCGGACCAAUUCCAAUCAAGUUCGAGCGAGCGGUCAACAAGAAGCCCAAAUACGUUCGCCUCAGCGUACCAAUACUCAAUGAAACUGCGUUUUACCUCCUCCCGAUGAAAUUGCUGCAGAAGAAGUGCACUACCCACACGCUACAGGAGAUGACAGAUCAAGUUGCGCGCUCAAAUCCCCAAGACAUCAUCCAAAUUGAAGGUCAUGAAUAUCACUACGCCAUGCUAUUCCUUGGGAUCGAGAAUGCUGUGACGGGAAGGAAAAUGAAGACAUUUACAGAAACGAUCAAGGCAAAGGCACAAAUGCUGAAGAGUUGUGCCGAGACUCUGUUCAUCCCAGUCAACUUCGGGAACACACACUGGUGUGGUAUCAUUGUGGACGUCAAGGGAAACCAAGUAAUGUACUACGACCCCAUGAACCAAAAGUCUUACAACAGCGUACUGGACCGAAUGUCGUGGGAUUUGGCCGAAACGCUGAGCGAUGCCUACUAG